Messenger RNA from Varroa destructor (honeybee mite), 5538 nucleotides. RefSeq lists its product as uncharacterized. The record is from RefSeq and is a predicted model, not a curated record. NCBI's taxonomy places the organism in Eukaryota, Metazoa, Arthropoda, Arachnida, Mesostigmata, Varroidae. Gene Ontology annotation, cellular component: transcription factor TFIID complex. Gene Ontology annotation, molecular function: protein binding; RNA polymerase II general transcription initiation factor activity. Gene Ontology annotation, biological process: transcription initiation at RNA polymerase II promoter.
AAUUGCGUUUAUGUAAAUAACAUUACUGCAAGCGAAUUUUUAUUUUUGUCAUUUUUUAUUAGAAGCUUUCGAUAUGGUUCAAACAUUUAAGACAAAAUAUCUGGUACUGCGCGUAAAACAUAUUGGAAAAUUGUCUCUACAGUAAUUACGACCGUAAACCUCGUCGGCUUCCAAAUGUGCAUAAAGGCAUACGCAACGAUCUGUUGGCUGAGACAACUUUUAUUGCUAUGAAAUGGUACUUAUUAAAUAAGUAUAAAGUAGCACGGCUUACCGCCGACAACUAUCGACUCUUUCUAAAACAGCUGAAGAAUUAUCAUUGCGUCUACUUGCUUCAACAUUAUUUGAUGGAAGCGAACAGGAAUCUCCAGAGUCAAGCCUUAUGUUCUUUGCCUGUAUCGAUAUACCUAAUGGAAUAAUUCGAUGAAAGAAAACUUUGGUGUUCUAUUGGCCGCUGGACACAAUCCAGCAGCCCCAGUUGUGUUGAACAUUGAAAACAACAAAGAACCAGAGUCGUGCUCUAACAGCCAUUAUGUCUAGUUUCUGAGUGGGAGAACCACCCAGUGGGCUCGUUCUUAAACGAAAUGACGACAUCUUUUUUAUCGUGAAUGUGGAUAGCAUGCACGGUGCUUAAAGGAUUGCGGUGCUGUCACCGUAAGAUAGUUCUAGCCGCUUCUAAAUUGUGACGUUCGAUCCGCUUCGGCCCAGCAGCUGGGUUCGGUUCGAGCGAUGGCCUCUGUUUCGACGUCUUCAAUGGUGCCAUCUGAACGAGUGACAGAAGAGUUGUCUGCAUAUCUCGAACGGCGGGGUUUUGAGGCCAGCGCUGCUAACCGACCCCGGCCUUUACCACUAGGGGAAUUUGUGCACCAGCGCGCGGUCGACUGCGAACGUGGGACAGGGCAACCGGUAAAACUGGGGGCGCCCCUGAUAGCGCCUUGUCGAGUGGAGGAGGAGUUCCUCGACUUGAAGAACUUCAUCUCCGAGGCCGUUGAACCGUUUCGUUCUGAGCUCAGUCACUGUCUGUGGCCAGUUUUUGUCAAUGCUAUAAUUGAUUUACUGUCAGCGGAGCAGCGUCACCUGCUGCUUCGUUUCGAGGCAAUGUUUGGCGGACUCUUCGCGGGUGUCGACUUGUAUAGUGGUCUUGUCGAAGAUCUCCAAGGCAUUUCAAACUCCCAGGAGUUACAUCAGGGUACGGUACUUAAAGAAUUCCGUGAAAAUAAAGCGCUUGUUAAAUUGUCAGCUGACAGCUGGCGAUACCUGCAACGUUUCCUCCGUCAAAGCGAGUACAUUUCACAUUUGUUCAACGUACACAUAGAUAUUAGUAUACAACUCGAUUCUAUAUCACAGCACCGACUUCGACCUGUUGGGCUCGAACCGGGACCUUCGGAUCCACCUGAACCCCAUCUGUUCCAGUCAAGACAUAUGCUUGCCCAACGGCGUCACCAACAUCUCGCCAGCCUGCAUAGCCGAACCAUGAAAUCGCACUCUAGGGCGUCAAAUAGGCAAAAUGACCGCCAGUCAGGAUCGGGAGCGGGGCGACACAAAUCGCCGUCAGCGAAAAGAUCUCGCAUUAAUGGUAUGACGUCGUCUACUUCAAGUACCAGUGGCCAAAUGGAGGAUGCUCAUGUAAGAACAGCCAUAGCAGCAUCCAAUGGAGCUGGUGCCAUUUCACCUGAACCCCCCGCUGCAUCGGCACUGAGCCUCCUACGGCAAUCAAUAGAUAAGGUACGAGCCGAGCCUUAUGCCCCUAAUGUUCUUCUAAUUGAUGUUGACGCAUCAGCUCUGAGUUGUUCGGUAGCGUCACUAGCAUUAUCAGAUGAAACAUUCGCCGUCGGUCUCGAUAACGGAACAAUCACUCUCGAACGGAGAGGACCUCAGUUAAAUCCGGAUGAUGACAGUGAUCAAGAAGAAAAGCACUUACGGGGAAUUGGGUCAUAUUCACACCUUGGAAGAUCAUGGAGAGAAAGGCGACGAGGAUUCCACUCAAGCGUUGUACGACUUCAUCCCUCUGCCCUUCGGACUUUAACAAGGUCCGGACGGCCUCCAGAGAGCGGCGACGGAUUGAGCGGAGGUGAUAAUGACUGCUUCGUCGACAAUCGGAGAAGGACAAGGCUUUUGGGACAUUGCGGUACAGUGUGCGCACUAGCAUACGCCUCUCCUGCAUUACUACUCUCGGCUUCAUCAGACACUUCGGUUCGGGCUUGGGAUGCAGUAACAGGACGCAAUAUGGCCGUAUACACCGGCCACCAGUACCCUGCUUGGUGUCUAGCGACUAGCCCAGAAGGGUUGUACUUUGCUACAGGAUCCCAGGAUGCAACAGCGCGCUUGUGGACGCCAAGUCGAACAGAUGCAUUACGCGUGAUGGCUGGUCAUCUAGGACAGGUUGACACGCUGGCGUUUCAUCCAAAUGCUAAUUAUCUAGCAACAGCGGCUUCAGAUAGAUCGAUUCGUUUAUGGGCCGUCCAGUCUGGUAGUGUCGUACGUCUCUUUCCAUCUAGCCAUCGAGGCCAGGCCCAUUCGCUUGCUUUUUCACCGAAUGGACACUGGUUGGCAGCAGCGGGUGAGGACCGAGCUGUCCGUUUAUGGGACCUUCGCACAUGCCGCUUAUUGGCCGACAUGCAUGGACACCACGAUGCCGUAACAUCAGUCGUUUUCUCUAAGGACGGCUCGUUACUGCUCAGCUCCAGUCUGGACGGCUCUAUACGAAUGUGGGACGUGCACACUUUAUCGAGCACAAGCGGUAGCUGCAGCAGUAGCAAUAUCAAUAACUGUAACACCGGUAACCCUAGCAAUACUUCGGUACCUUCUAAUAGUAAUUCUAUAUCCUCGUCCUCCGCUGGAAAUGCGGAAUCGACACCAGUUAGCAAUGGAGGUCUUGUUUGCUGCCUUCGUUUUCAACCGCGGGUCUCAGAUUCAAUGCCAAGACUCGGAUGUGUACACGGAGGUCUUCGUAAACUAGAACUACACCACAGACUCAAUGUUGUAACAGCGAUUCGAGUAUACGGAAAUUAAAGUAACCUAGCCCAGCGUGAUUAAGUCUCUGUGAUCAUAAACACUGAACGCGUCUGCACUUGGGCAGUGCUCCUUGUAAACGAAGGAAUUGGAAAAUGAAACACCUGCUAUUUACAAGGUAGUAAUCACGCGGCAACACGCUGGAGAGUUACGUAUUUAGACAGCCUUUCGACUGCCCUAACUGUGAACACAUGUGACCAUAAUUAUUCCACAUUCCAAUUGGUCAUGGUAAAUGAACUUUUUUCUCACCAGCCUGGCGAUUGUAAGGUUAAAUUGGAUGUCUAUAUAACACCGAUCUCUCAGUGGCUUAUUUCGUAGAUCUCCUUCACAACCUUAAGUUAAGAUACUAUGUUUAUUGGUUCGUCACUGAAUUUCAGACAUGGUGCUUUUCUUUUAACUUAUGCUCUGUAAACGAAUAGUUGCCUAAGUUAUUAUAUUAGCAUAACUUUGUAAUAGAUGUGCAUUUUCCUUUGUAAUAUAGUCCAACCGUUCAUAUGUACCGUAUAGGAAAACGGUCAAACUGCACUAUAAAUAAGCAGUAACUGAUUCACAGGUUGGAUGGGAAACUUGCCUCGUCCAAUAGCCAGUAUUGAAUUGUUUGACUAUAUAUGGUUUUAAUGAUGCAACACGUAGACGAAAAAAUUGGCAACAAUCAAGUACAGACGGGCCUUAAGCAAUAGGAUACGAAAUAAAUAGGAUACGAAAUAAAUGUUUUCGACCAAUAGUUAGCGAAAAAACGACCGGUACGUUACAAUGUAAUUACAAGUACGACCUUCGGAAAGCCGUACAUGAGCUGAAAUUGGACAAAAUGUUUGAACGGGCAUUUUUCACGUUGAUGAACAGGAGAAUUAAGCUUGACGACUCAAGGACGAUGUUAGUGUGUACAGCAUAACAAAUGAGGUACUCCGUUAUACUUCAAACAACUAACGCGAAGUAGAAGCAUGGCGGGUCCUAGUAAAUAACUUGUACAUUUCUAAAACGAAAGGGCUAACAAAGGCGCAGCCUGCGAAUCGAGUCUACUCAUAAACAGUGCUGACUUAAUUUGCUGGUUAAAUUAUGGCAACUUUGCCCCGUACCAGGUGGUCGCAUAGCCAUUAUGACUGUGUAGAUAUUUCGUAUAGAUCUAUAUAAAAAUAUAUAGGAUAUAUACAAAGGAUACGUUAAUAAUGACGUGCUAGUGAAUAUUAUUCGCAUACUAUCGGAAAUCAAUGUUGGCUACAUUCGCUUUCGUCAAGUUCAAGAUCAAAGAUGUAUUUAAUAAAUUUAAUACAAACGAGAUAUGAAAUACUUUUUGUCUUAAUUAAUAAUUAGCACAUAGCGACAAAUGAGAAAAUCUCACCCGAAGAUGAGAAUUUUUAAAGUAUGGUCAAUAAAAAGAAAUCUUGAAUAAUGUGUGGUACAUGAUUCGUGUUUCAAUAUAUAUAUCAUAUUAAUUGGUAUUAACUUUUUUGCUUAGCGCGCCUCUUGAGAAAAAGUUCGGUGAUGCUAGUCUACGCACAGUUCAACCGAAGUUCACUCCAUUUUAAGCAAAAAGACUUUGACGUCUACAAGCACCUACUACCCAAACAAUCUCAAAUGGCCUUUAUGACGUUAGUAAUGGCACUUGAAAACAAAGAAAACCACCAUCUUUUUUGUUAAUGCGGCAACGUGCAUCCUUGUGCGCCAAAGAAAGCUUGUAUGGUUUAGCUGUAAGCUAGGUAUGUGAGGGACACAUCAAGUUGGAGUGCGCCAUGAGUUCCGAUUUACACGGUCAGCUUCUAAGACAUAAAAUAGAUCAAACAGCUAUGUUCGACUCUGGUACGAGAUGCAAAAUAACUGUGUUACAAAUAAACAUCCAAAAACAUCGGGAGUGGUGCUCUAGCAGCACCCCCGCCGGGUUCUCCCCUAAGCACGAUUGUGCUGCGAGUAUGGUGUGACUGGUAAAAGUUGAUUAGGGAUAACAAAAUGACUGCUGCGACUAAGUCUACAAAAACCAAGGCAAAUGAGCACAAGCUUUAUUCAAAAAGCAAAACAAUUCUUGAACAAAUAAUGGAAAAUUGCCCAUUGCAAUAGAAUUGUAAUAAUACGUAACAUGAAUUCCUCCAGAUAAGUACUUAACGUUAAUCUUCUCUCUCAUCCACCAUUUAUUCUUUACUUGGAUCGGUCAGACUCUCGCCUACUCUGUUCUCUACUGAAUCCACUAAAUCAAUAAACACUAAAUUUUAUGAAAUAUAUACAGUCUUAUAUGAGUUAAUAUGUUGAGAGCACAUAUGCCGCUUUUUAGCGAGAUAAUAUUCGGAGCACACCAAAACAUUAAGUGAAGGCAACCAGAAAUAUUUUAAGAAAACUGUAUUAAAGUUUUCAGUAGGAAGUUAUGCUCAAUCGAAACUAUGUGAAAAAUUUCCACUGGCUUAUAUGGAGACCCAAAAGUUUAACACAAAACAGUAAAACGAGAAUAGAAUACACUGUAACAAUUACAAGAUUCGUACGAGGCUUGUACACGUAGUCUUAAGGGCUUUUAAGAAAUACGCAAGUUGAGUAAUAGGUAGA